AGCGGGGACCCAGUGAGCUACACAAGGAGGAUCCCCAGGUUCGCCAAAUCUCCCCUCCCGGUGCCAUCCGUGGCCACCUUCAAACUCUUGCUCUCCGUCUGACGGCCUUUCUCAAGCCAAAGCAGGGACCCAGUGAGCUGCACAAGGAGGACCGCCCUGAAACCCUUAAACUUCUGGUCCUAGCAUUGGGGAGCAAGCGGGGCCAUUCGAACCCGAACCAGCUCGUCUUCGCCACAGUUUUCUCUACUCACAACGCCCCAGGCGAUCCAAGCGAUCUACAAGCAUUGAGGAGCAUGUCAGAGACGUGAGCAGGAGGGAAUUUGAAGCAUUGACACUUGAUCACUCACCUCCUACACCUGACUUAACUCACAGGGUUGAGGAGAAUGCUGGCAUGGCGAGUGGCAGUGAGGGUCCUACAGGGGAUCGACCUGAACUCAAGGCACUAGCGCUAAAUGAGGCAUCCAGGGAAUGUGACACUGCCAGCAGCGAGACUGGGUCAGAAGUUGUUGUGGAGGAGGAGCCUGAAGAUGAAUCAGAUUUUGACUUGGAGGAGGAGUUGCGUUUACUCGAAGAGUACAAAGAGAGAAUGUUUAAUAAGGAUUUUACUGCUCAGAGUGCCACUUUAGCUGCUUCUUGUGAUGAAAACUCAGCUAUUGAGCAUGUCACUGAACAUUCUGAAGAUGCUGAAUGGGCUAGACGACUAUACUUACUGCAGGAUGAGUCUAUAAAAGCUUGUUUAGAUGCUCGGCGUACUACGGUGAAAUCUUCAAGAGAUGAACCUAGGUCUGAAGUAUCUGACAAAGAUAUUAUUGAAAAUGGAGAAAAAUGGAUGACUGAAGAGGUGAUGGUGGCUUUCAAAGAAUACAUUAAAAGAACUGAUAAACUCAGGGAACUAAUGUACUGUUUCGAGAAACUUUGCCAUCAAUGUUUUAACGUAGAAUGUUAUUUCAAGAUUUUCCACCACUUCAAUUUCACUGUGAAGACGAAGCUUCCUAGUUCAGAUGAUUGGGAAUCGAGAACAUACUUUGCUGAGUUGAAGGAGAUGUUUGGGGAAAAGUAUUAUUUCUGUUGCCCAUUGGAAUCAAGUGAAAAUGGUCAAUGUUAUGCUUGCAGCAACCAAGGGGUGGAUGAUUUGAGGCAUCCAGCUACAGGUGGAUUUGAGAGGGGUUUGCCGGAUACCGUAUUCCCUUAUAUGUAGGUGGUUACUGUAUUCUGCUAGAAGGUAACUCUAUGAUGCCUUUUCAAGUGUCGGUAAUUAGCUAUAAUAUUUCUAGCUAAGCCAAAAUUAUCUCAUUCGAGUAAGGAGGAGGGAUAGGUGUCAAAAUCAAUCAAUAAAAAUAAAACAUAAGGUAUAGUGAAUUAAUCCGUUGAAAAAUCGUCAAAUACCUUCAUCGCACACAUCAAAGCUUGGUGUUCUGUGAACUUGCACGCAC
Messenger RNA from Lolium rigidum, 1433 nucleotides. RefSeq lists its product as uncharacterized. The record is from RefSeq and is a predicted model, not a curated record. The coding region runs from base 392 to 1198 and encodes 268 amino acids. Lineage: Eukaryota; Viridiplantae; Streptophyta; Magnoliopsida; Poales; Poaceae. The transcript is spliced from 8 exons.